Molecule: messenger RNA, 108 nt
Organism: Thelazia callipaeda (thelaziosis nematode)
Lineage: Eukaryota; Metazoa; Nematoda; Chromadorea; Rhabditida; Thelaziidae
Source: the annotation of a GenBank genome assembly
AUGACGCAUAGUUUAAUUGCAGCAAGUAUGGGUCUGUCUCUAGCAGAAUACAUGGCAAGUCCACAAAGUCAAGACAACUUUCAUUUCAUACCAACCAUUCGUCGUUGA